AUGUGUCGGCCGGCUGCAGCUCUGCUCGUGGCUCUGGCUGCUUCUCUCUGCUGCGAAGCGAUGGACCAGCCGCUCAACAGCCGACCCAUCAUCGGGAUCUUGGCACAGGAAUCCCGUAAAGACGAACAGGCAACAAGGGGCUUUUCCUACAUCGCUGCUUCCUAUGUGAAAUACCUGGAGGCAGCCGGGGCCAGAGUCGUACCUGUCAGAGUAAAUCUCACAGAAGAAGAAUACACCAAGAUAUUCAACUCAAUAAACGGGUUGCUGCUGCCGGGAGGAAGUUCCAAUCUGCUGACGUCGCAGUACAGUCGUGCCGCCGGGAUUUUAUACAACUUGGCUCUGAGGGCUAACGAUGCUUCGGACUACUUCCCGGUCUGGGGAACUUGUCUGGGCUUCGAGCAGCUGACUGUGUUAACAGCGGAGAAACACCUGCUCACGCUCACUGACACCCAUGCUGUGGCUCUGCCGCUCAACUUCACACGAAGAGCUCGUUCCAGCCGUCUGUUUCGGAGUUUCCCCAAAGAUGUGCUGAGGUCUCUGACCGAGGAAAACAUCACGGCCAACUUCCACAAGUGGAGUCUGUCCACCAAGAACUUCAGCGCGAAUCCCACGCUGAAGAAGUUUUACAAGGUCCUGUCGACGAACCACGAUGGGAAACAAGAAUUCAUCUCAACUAUGGAAGCCUACCGGUAUCCAAUUUAUGGAGUUCUGUGGCAUCCGGAGAAAAACUCCUUUGAGUGGGUCGACAAACCGGGGAUGAUGCACUCCACCGCUGCAACAAGAGUCGCCUUCUACUCUGCCAGCUUCUUCGUCUCUGAAGCCAUGAAGAACAACCACAGUUUCCCGAGUCCGGAGGAGGAAGAGAAAGCGCUCAUCUACAACUUCUGUCCCGUAUUCAAAGGCAUGGACUCCGUCUUUGUUCAGAGCUAUUACUUUGAUUGA
Molecule: messenger RNA, 942 nt
Organism: Limanda limanda (common dab)
Lineage: Eukaryota; Metazoa; Chordata; Actinopteri; Pleuronectiformes; Pleuronectidae
Product: gamma-glutamyl hydrolase-like
Exons: 9
Coding region: 1-942 (313 amino acids)
Biological process (GO): tetrahydrofolylpolyglutamate metabolic process
Cellular component (GO): vacuole
Molecular function (GO): gamma-glutamyl-peptidase activity
Source: RefSeq, a predicted model, not a curated record